AUGGCGGAGCGCGCGGGCCAAGAUGGCGGCGUCAAUGACCUGACGCCGGAGGAAGUCAGCCGCAUCAUUCAUUCUCACCGCAAGGUGCGCUACGGAACCGCCUCAUCCGUGCGAGAACUGUCCGCCGCAUCAAACAAAACUGGCAACGCAUCUUCGUCGGCGGCCACGAAUCGCAAGAGACAGCAUUCGGAGCCAGAAGAGCAGGAGCCGGAGACGUCAUCUCGCAAGUCGGAUCGCCAGGAGAGCUGGCCACGAGCCAUCGGAGCUCUUGAUGAAACAGAGCCCGUGAGCGAUCGCUACGUCGGCCAAAACAGUAUCCCUGCGCUGCUGCGCGAGCAGUCUACACCCAGCGACAAAAACGACAGCGUCGACUUCCGAAGAGACAUGCGGUCCAUACUUGGGUUGGACAAUUCUGCGCCUUUCCCGCUCAUGUCACAGUAUCACAUGCACCGUAUAGCGCAGGACAUUUCGAAUGAGCUGCCUUCAGAUCGAGAGGUUAUGAAACUUUUUAGAUCAUACAAAGAGAUCCCACAACCAUUUUGGGGGUUCGUUGUCGACAUUGACGAUUUCGAGUCGAAGCUCAUGGUAUAUUUGGAGGAACGAUCGCGCAAUGCGUCAAUUCAGAACAAGUCUUCUCGGCCCGUUUCUGCUUCCUGGCUAGCCAUUUUGUUCGCAGUCAUGGCAGUAGGUUCUCAGUAUCAUGAGUCACCAUAUCACAUACGUACUCGUGAUUCUCAAAAGUAUAUCCAAAUAUCCUUCCACUUCCUACGACUUGCAAAUUUUCUAUUACGACCAUCGUUUGAUUCCAUUCAAGCGCUACUACUAUUAAGCUUCACGCUUCUCAAUGACAUGAAAGCUGAGGCGUCUUGGGCACUCACUGGUCUAUGUUGCCGACUAGCGCAGUCAUUGGGCCUUCACCGGCCCAAUGCCCCGGAAACGAACGACGAUGGCGAACCCAACAUUAAAGAAAUGACCCGAAGAAAGCUGUGGUGGAAGUGUGUCUGGCAUGAUACCCUCACUUCCCUAUCUUUCGACAGAUCACCCAUGACAAACUUUCCGAGCUGCUCGAUUCCCGUCAACCUACAAUCUUCGAAUGGCGAGUAUGCAUAUCUCGAAAUGAUGUACCACUUGAUUGAGAUUAUAUCGAGGCGGCUGAAUCCAGAUGCUAUGGCCACACCGUCGUACGCAGAGAUAGUGGACAAUUGCGACGCGGUAGAAGCCUUGCGCACUCGAGCAUCUGCGCAUAUGAAAGACAAGGACAAGUGCAAAACGGCAUUGGAUCGUUUGCAGUAUUUUGCCAUCCGACUGCACACGUCCUUUGUCAUUUCAGUUGCCUGCAGACCAGCACUCCGCAGAAAUUCCAACCUCGACCCGGAGCAGAAAAAGACGCUAGCGGCAAGAUGCGUAGUCAACCUCACCGAAACAGUCAAGAUGUUUCUCGCUAUGCAUCAGCUCUCUGUGAUUCCGACACGCAGCUGGGCCUUUACGUACCACGGCCUCUCCUCCGCGCUCCUUCUGGGCAUCCUGUGUGACACGCGGGCUGAUCCCGAGGUGCGACAGCUGCAGGGUGAUCUCAUCGCGGCCCUCUCGGCUACUGCUGCUAAAGACGUCAGCUCUCCUGAACCGCAUGUCGUCCGCACCGACAAGGACAUUGAACUGUCUGGCCCACUGUGGCGUGCGCUCACGGCGCUGAAGAGCAUCUACGACCACGGCUCCAUCACAAACAGUUUCAAGCGGGACGCUGACUCGUCUGCGGGCGGUAGUGGCACCCGCACGCCGUUGAUGCAGCUGCCUCCUGGGGUCCAAGGUGUGCCUCUAUAUCAGCAGUACCGCGCUAUUCCGCCCGGUUCGGAUCCGCGCGAGGAUGCGGCUCUUGCCAUGGCAGAGAUGCAGAAUGGCGCAUCAUUGCAGGACUUUCAAAACUCGCUGUCCGCACCUGGGCAGGUACCCAUGCCGGUUGGCUUCGAUGGGCUCGGCACAGAGGGGCCGCAGCUGAUGGCGCCCAUGGAUCUCUAUGAAUCCAUCUGGGGAGAAUCGCCUGAUCCUUGGAAUCCCGGCGCCGAGCCCAUGAACUUUGACUUUUUGGCGCAGCCUCCGCCGGGACAGUCGCAGCAUCAGCUAUACUUUUGA
Molecule: messenger RNA, 2130 nt
Organism: Akanthomyces muscarius
Lineage: Eukaryota; Fungi; Ascomycota; Sordariomycetes; Hypocreales; Cordycipitaceae
Exons: 10
Coding region: 1-2130 (709 amino acids)
Biological process (GO): DNA-templated transcription
Molecular function (GO): carboxy-lyase activity; zinc ion binding; DNA binding
Source: RefSeq, a predicted model, not a curated record